AUGUCAGCAACUACUGCACAGAAUGAUAUAGCAAAAUCAUGCUCUCAUUAUCCUAAAAAACAAAGAAAAAUAGGCAGUUUUUUUAACCAUUCUAUUGUAACAACAGUCCCUAAUCAGAAUGAACAAUUUGACCCUGAGGAUAUCUUUUAUGGCACCACUUUACCUGAUCACUCUUCAUCAGUAACAAAUAGUAUCUCAGCAGCAAAAUCAAAAGUACCUGUACAGGCAGAAUGUGUUUCUCAAGUCACACAUACAUCGUUACCUUUUGAUCAGAUCAUCUCCAAAGAUUUUGCACCUUUUAGACAGUGGUACAAAGGCUUCAAACUUGAUGCUGCUUGGUUGCAGAGACACCAUUCAGAACUGAAAGCAAUAAAACUGGGUUCUCGUAAAGGUCUAAAAUGCAAACUGUGCUACGAUAACAUUUCUGAAGCUAAAAAGUAUGCUCGAAAUGGUACUGUCCCAAUAGCUGAUGGUGUUCGGUGUGACGGCAUGCAACAGCUUCAAAGAAUUAUUGAUCACUUGAAAGGUGGUGCUCAUAGUGCUGCACAACGGGCCGAUCUUGCACGAAAGCAAUGGACCGCACAAUCUGACAAACAUCCAUGGGUAAAAAUUUUGAAACAACACAAUAUUGAACUGAUAUCAACUCUUAUUCGCCUUACAGUUGAUGUACACAAUGAUUCAGUAACCAAAACGCUGUCAGCUUGGUCUUGGCCAAGUCGUUCACUAGCACAAAUGCAUGCAAAAAACCAAGUUAAGCAAUACAUUGAUCACGGUCUUGAUUGUGACUUUGUGGCGUUUAAUCCACCCCAGUCAGCAUUGCAUUACAGAAAUCCUGACCGGUACAGAGAGAUAUUAUCAUUUGCGUCCAAGCAUGAAUUGAGCAGAGUUAUUCAAGCAUUGAAAAUCGCAGACUGUGUCGCCCUAAAAAUUGACAAAUCUGUUGAUAAAUACAAUGCUGACAGUCUGUUUGUUACUGCCAGAUACAUGGACAACACUAAUUUUGAGAUGAAAGCUAGUUUUCUUGGCGAAUGCCACAGUGAGUUAAGAGGAGUAAUUGGGAUGGUCGAUGCUUUGCAGAAACGUUUCCAGUAUCUUGAAAUUGAAGAUGUCAUUAAAGCAAAGAUGGUGGGUCUUACGACAGAUGAGGAAAAUUCAAAUACUGGACGUCACGGGGGGUUGUGGGUAAAGAUGUCUGAGUAUUUAGGGCACAACAUGUUGACAUUUUGGUGCAUAGCUCACAGAUCUGUCCUGGCUUUUGAAAGCGUUGAAAAUGUGGUUCCGAAGUUUCGUCAUUGGUUAACAGAUGUAAAAAAUGUCGCUACUUAUUUUCGUGGUCAAGCUACCGACAAGAAAACCUGCAUGAAAUUGCUGCAAAUUUGGGUGAGACUGCUAAACAUUUUCCACGACAUCAUGAAGAAGACAGUUGUACAACAAGGUGAAAAUAAUGAAAAAAAUAAUGAAAAGCAAAGAGCAAGAGGUUUUCUGAAGGAUUGGUCCCAAACUUCAUUCAACUUGAACAUGAGUGCUGUCGCUUUGGAUAUCUUGCGACAGUUCACUGAUUUACAAAAAGAAGCUCAAUGCACGUUUGUUACCUUGGCUGAUUUGAUGCAAAAACGCGACCACGUACUUCAGCAAUUUGUAGAUGAUGCUGUUGGUUACUAUUCAUCAUUUGGUGCUUCAUCUUUUAAGCCGCAUGAAAGCAAUACUGCCAAGUUGUACUUAUUGCUACAAAAAACAACACUGUCGUCUCUUUUAAACAAGCUGGUUCAAACAUUUCUUAUAACUUGCCCUCACAGCAUGAUCACGGAACGGUUGAUGCAAUAUCUAUUAGGCUCCCGUGAUUUGAAAAGAAUUGGUACUAUAAUUAUCAUUUCCAAAACUUUUAAAACUUUGUCACCUAGUGAAAAUUUCUUAGACGAGGCUCUGAUUAAUCCAGAUAUUUGGCCAAGAUACACGUUCCUUCGCGAAUGGGACUUCUCGUAUACGAAAAAAUCUUAUGACAACAACACGAAAAGAAAAUCGAUCCUCAACCAUGGCUUCGUUAAAUGA
Helobdella robusta is the source of this 2049-nucleotide messenger RNA. RefSeq lists its product as hypothetical. The coding region runs from base 1 to 2049 and encodes 682 amino acids. Lineage: Eukaryota; Metazoa; Annelida; Clitellata; Rhynchobdellida; Glossiphoniidae. The transcript has 4 exons. The record is from RefSeq and is a predicted model, not a curated record.